This is a messenger RNA of Phasianus colchicus (ring-necked pheasant), 1422 nucleotides long. It is a transcript of the gene TMEM250, whose product is annotated as transmembrane protein 250. The record is from RefSeq and is a predicted model, not a curated record. NCBI's taxonomy places the organism in Eukaryota, Metazoa, Chordata, Aves, Galliformes, Phasianidae.
GAACCUGAUGGAGUUUGUUUGUUUGUUUAUGUGGUGGGCACAGUAAAUGAGAGUGAGUUGCUGCUGUUCGGAAGGCCUGAGUGGCUGCAGCUGAGCUGUUUGAGGUCUCUUGGAUUCACCUGUUGAAAGGUUUUAUCAGAGAUAACCAAAACUCCUCUUCUAAAACAGAAACCAGACAUGGAGUCAGUGUGCUCAGCCCCAGAGCAAACUGUUGCUUAUGCAAGGGAGGUUAGUUCUCUGUUACACAGGUGUGGUCUUGCUGAGAGCUCUUCUUGUGUUUGUGCAGUUCAGUUCCAUGCUCCAGGCACAAAAACCUUUUGUUUUUUGAAGCAAUGUCAGAUUAGCAUCUAUCCACUUCAUGUGCCUUGCAAAAUACCUUCUUGUAACGCACUUCUGAGCUAUUCAGCAUUUCCUUUUUACAGGCAGGAAAUUAUAGCAGAGAGGCACUUAAAACUACAAGAAUAUCUUUGAUAUUUGAGAACAAACCUUAAUUUCCAAAAUUCUUUAUUCAUACACUGAUUCACUUUCUUCUUUAUCAGUGCAAUUCAUACAGAGUCAACAGAUUUCUGCAUCAAAGGGAAAGGAAUUGGAACCUGGGGCCAGUAAAUAUUACUGAAGUAACUUCGAAGUUACUCUGAUUUUAAUUUUAACAGUCAUAGGAUCUCAUGUUCAACAAGAGUCUGAAUGCCUGGGCGUGUGAGGAGGCUGGGAAGUCCCUGUUGUUUUCUAGUAUGAUCUGAUGCAUGCAUUGUUAUUUCAUAAUUCCCGGAAUUUGGAACACCGUGAGCCUGGGGUGAAGCAGAGAGCAGCUAAUGGGCUGCUGCUCAUCACUCUGAUAACAGCAGUCUCUUCCAUCCUGGCAACUCAGCAAACACUUAGCGUUCCCAGGCUGCUGGAGCUGUUCCAUGUUAAUGGAUGACAUUUGAUAUGUGCCCUGUAAGUCCUGCACUGGGACUCGGUGACCGGUGGGGUGCCUGAUGCCUGUAAUCCCCAUCCCCCGCCGGGUCCGUUCGUUCCACGGCCCCCACACGACCUGCCUGCACUCAGCCUGCGGCCCGGUGCGGACCACGCACUUGGUGCGUACCAAGUACAACAACUUUGACAUCUAUCUCAAAUCCCGAUGGAUGUACGGAUUCAUUCGUUUCCUGCUGUACUUCAGCUGCAGCCUGUUUACCUCCAUCCUCUGGGUGGCACUCUCUAUCUUGUUUUGCCUUCAGUACCUUGGCAUCCGGAUCUUUCUGCGUUUCCAGUACAAACUCUCCAUCAUCCUCCUCUUACUGGGGCGAAGGCGAGUGGACUUCAGCCUCAUGAAUGAACUGCUCAUCUAUGGAAUUCAUGUGACCAUGCUGCUAGUGGGGGGGCUGGGAUGGUGCUUCAUGGUAUUUGUGGAUAUGUAAAUAAAAACAAGCGCAUGUGGGCUAA